CUACGAUGCCGACGAGGCACGCCGACUGGCGGUGGCCGCCGCGGAGAAAAUAAAGGACGAGACGCUGGGACUGGUGUCACCACGAGUCCGUCUGGUCGUUCAGGUAACGGAGAGCCGCGGCCAGGCGGUGCGGGCCAUCAGUCGCUGCGUCUGGGAUGCCGAGAAGGACCGCUGCAUGAGGGCCGAGUUCACCAACCAGCAGCUGCGAGCCGUCGCCUCUGUGUUCGCCAUCUACUGCGAGUGAGCCAGCGAUGAGGAUUCUACCGCCGAGAACCGAGCGAUGACGUUUCACAAGAGAGAUAUGGGUGAUGUGGCGAAGGAGAGUGAUGUCUCUGGAAGUCCUCUAUCGAGUACCAGUGACGUGACGUCCGGCUCCGUGUCCAUUGCGAGUGACGGCAGUGAAGACUCAAUAACGACUGCCAGUGACGUCACGGCGUCCGUGCAGACUCUGGUGAGUGACGUCACCGAGAGGGCGCUGACGAGUGUCGGUGACGUCACAGAACAGUCUCUGCCAAUACAGAGAGAGGCUA
This is a messenger RNA of Amphibalanus amphitrite, 530 nucleotides long. RefSeq names its product dynein light chain Tctex-type protein 2B-like. Gene Ontology annotation, molecular function: dynein intermediate chain binding. Gene Ontology annotation, cellular component: cytoplasmic dynein complex; cytoplasm. Gene Ontology annotation, biological process: microtubule-based movement. The record is from RefSeq and is a predicted model, not a curated record. Lineage: Eukaryota; Metazoa; Arthropoda; Thecostraca; Balanomorpha; Balanidae. The annotation marks the transcript as partial. The transcript has 2 exons.